UCUUCAGUCUAAAAAACCCCAUGCGCGGACUUGCAGACAUAUGAAUCUUAAGACUUGAAACGGAAAGCUCGGUCAAGGUUAUCCAAAUCUCGAUCAGACCCAAGUGUAGUAUAUGAUGUAACGUUUCGUUUCAGCUGCACGCAACAGCUGUGCUCUUUAAUUCGUUGUCGACUGACCGCCCGACCUUCAACUUAAUCCUUUUCCAAAUAAAGCGCGUGUGCGAUUUGAAGAAAGCGUGACUUUGCUAUUGAUGAUAUUGCGAAACAUGAAAGUAUACGUCAUAAGCCAUUUAAGGUAUGAUUAUUUUCAGCAUUUUCACGAUUCCUGAGGCAGCCAUCUUCAAUAUUCACCACCACGUUGACAGAUUCUCGUAUCAUAUCGAGCCAGUGCUUGUUGAAAAUGCUUUCAGCGAAGGUUUUUCUUCUUGUAUUUACUUUUUUUGCAACUGGUAAGUUUUUACAAAACAUGGUGUGAUGCUGUUCUUCAAAAUAUGACACUGCGUAGAUUGUAUAUUCCGGGUGUUCAACAAGUAGUCUGUGUUGUCUCGUAAUAUUGAUAUUAGCCAUAACGUCGAGUUGGGGGCGAUUCCAUCGUUAUUUUCGACAGAAUUCACAUGAACUGAUUUAACGCUUUUUCUAAAAGCCCCUCUAAUUUCAAACUUAUGGUGUUUUCGAUCUUCAAAGACGCCGCAAUCCUUAACCCAGGUUACUGUUUUAUUCCGAACCAUAAACAUUCAUGUCCCAAAGAUUGUUCCCUGUAACUAAGGUAUGAGCCUGCUUGUUUCUCAUUGGCACGAAACCAUGAAUCAUCGAAACCUGUAACACGUACCUCCCAGAGCUGGAGAUUGUUUCGUGUAACCUCGUACAGCAUCUGGAACCAGCAGUAUUUGAAACCAACAGCAUUUGGAACCAGCAGCAUUUGGAAUCAAUCCAGAAAUAGUUAAAGGAACUACAUCAAUGCAAAAUCCCAGAUUCCAUGUUGCCGUGCGUCUGAACAGUAAUAGAUCACAGAUGACAUCAAAAUGUGGUGCAGCUGAGAACGAAUGAAAAAGUGGGGCUCGGAAAAACUUGUUACGAACAUAAAAACAGGGCUCGGAAAAAUACCACGCAACUCGCCGAUAUCCGCGCAUAUUGUAUAUGUUAUCACCAGAUUAGGUGUAUGUCUUCCACUCAUUGCGUGAUUUUCGACAAGCCGAUACUAAGGAACGUCUGCGGGGACUAAAUUUUGCCUCCUCUUAGAAGUUUUUUUUUCUGUUCAAGUUAACUUUUGCUUCAUUUCGUUUUAGUUUGUUUUAGUGUAAAAGAAGCAUCAGUCUUGUCAAAUACACCCGAACAAUUGGUUUACGUAUUUGGAUCCGAGGGCGUCGACAUCAUAGACCCGAAGAGCAAAGAAGUGUUGCACAAGAUCACUGACGGUAUCUGCACUAGGUCAAACAAUCGUUUUUCCAAGUAAGGCUGUAAACCCUUAAACAUGUUAAAAGGAGAAUUUUAUAGAAAUAUCCCGAUUUUACCGAUAAUAUCCCACACGGUCAAACAGGCACACCAGCAAGUAAAAAAAAUUGAUGAACAGGCCGACCAUCCGAGCUACAGACAUAUAGGCUGAUCGAUUCAUUGACCUGGCCCGGGUUGUUCAAAGCUGGGUAAAGGUAACCCAGGGUUAGUGCGAAAUUUGAUUUCAGAUCCGAAAGCUUUAAGAGAAAGUUCAGUUUAAAUCUUUUUGCUUGCAAUUUCAUCAUUGGAUUUUCUAAAAAGAACUGUGAAAAUUUUCCCUAAAAGACUUUUGAACAAAGAAAUAAAGAAACCUGAAUUAAAAUUUAAAUUUUCCCUAAAAGACUUUUGAACAAAGAAAUAAAGAAACCUGAAUUAAAAUUUAACCCUGGGUUAGGGCUAAUCGGUCUUUGAAAAAUUGGGCCCAGACGGACAUUUCUGACAGACAGACUGACAAACAGACAGAAAUCCGUACAGACAAUUCGACCAAACGACUGAGCUUUAAGUGGUACGAAUUUUCCCCGACGUAGACACACUGCUUUUCAAUAACGAUUCCGUUUGCUCGUUAUUCUAGGAAAAAUUGUUCUUUUGGAGGAGUUAUUUCUGUUAAGGAUGAACUGAUUUUCUUCAGCGACAGUCCUGGGAAUCGAGUUCAUGUUAUUGAUGUGGAAAAACAAGAGGUGCGAUUAGGAAUAACAAUUCAUUAGCAUAAUGACAUAUCUGGGGCGCUUUUGUAUAUUGCUCACCAAGAAAAAUAAAAAGAGAAAAAUCCACCAGCCUGAUUAAAUGACAUACCUUAGCUUUAAGUCAUACACUUCCUGAAUAUUUCUCAGUAUUUUCCCCUUUUUUUUGCGCUUUAUUAUUGCAAAGCAAAGUUUGGUUUUUUUAUAACAGACAUUUUCAAACAAUUAAGUAAUGUGCAUGGUCUGUAAGCCCCGCUCACCAGAGGGGAAGAAAGAUUUGUUGCAACUAUGCGUUCCUUUCAAGAUCUUAAAAUAUCUAAAGAUGUACUUAAGAGAUGUCCUUGCCUUUGAAGGUGAAAGAGACAAUUAAAACUGGGGGAUAUCCUUAUGACUUGUACUACCUUCCCUGGUUAGAGGAGGUCUGGGUUCACGCGUGGACGAGCUCUACGUUUGACGUCAUCAGUACCGCGGGAAGUCUUAGGAAGACACAUACCGCCAUUAAAGCGCAUGUGCAACCGGGUAAGUACCACGAAGACGUAGAUAUAACAUCGUAAAAAACAAUAUGAAAUAAUGUUCUCUUGUAUCAAAUCAUUGUUAAUUAAUGAACACAACGGCAUUUUCAUCGUUUUUUCUUUCUUUUUUUCCUGAUGAUUACAGAAUUUAAAAAGUACAUCACAAUAGAUAGUUCUAAGUCUAACCAUGUAAAGAGAUCCAUCCCAUCCAAUAAGAGAUGCUUGGACCCAAAUCCCAUAAUGCUCCAGAAACCUCUAUGAGCUCUUGCAGGACAAGCUACCAAGCUCUUGCGGAUUCAACUGAUCGUGACCCAGUUCUUUCCUAUUAGUAGGGACUUAAAGAAAAUCACGACAGCGAUGGCAGUGAGAACCUGGCAAAAAAGCUAAUGAGUAGAAAAAUAGCACACAGAGUUUGUACAUUUCUUUACGUCCUCUUGGCAAGGAAAUUUCGACAGCAAUUAAGUCUCGUUUUUACUUUGAAAUUAUCACUACAUCCACAUGUUAUGCUGCAAGGAAGAUAUCACACCAUCAGAAACGGUUAACGCAUCGAGCUACCGGGAAAACUCUAAGGGGAUGAAAGAAGGUCCGUUUUUUCGGAAACUUUUUCCUACACGUUGCUAUAGUGAAAUGUUACACUCUCCAUUAAAUCGUUCUUUACUCAUUCUCAUAGGCUGGACACAUGGUUACAUGUACGCCGACCAGCAAAUAGCGGAUGGAAACUUAGGCUACGUAACACAUAUGUUCAACCCAGGUAUUCAUCAACUCGACUUGUCAUCUAAGACAUACAAAGACUUCGUGGAUGUAUCAAACUAUGGCUGUAGAGGAACUUUCAACUUUGCGUACAGCCCGGUGAAUAGGCACGGCUUUUUUGACUGCAUUGGAUCCAAGACACUCCUACUGAUCAAGUUGUCCGAAGCUAUAAUUUCACAGGACGUCCCUACGCUUCUAAAUACGGCCGGUACAUUGUAA
This is a messenger RNA of Pocillopora meandrina, 3651 nucleotides long. The record is from the annotation of a GenBank genome assembly. Lineage: Eukaryota; Metazoa; Cnidaria; Anthozoa; Scleractinia; Pocilloporidae.